UUUUCACUAUUUGCCAACCCUUUUUUAAAAUUCUCUUUUGCUAGCAUCUCCUUUCUUGUUGUGUGCAUCUUCAGUAAAACUUUUGCUCUUAUUUCUUUUUUCAUUCACGCCGUGGUCAUUCCUGCCUAGUGUGUUCUUUAUCUGAUCAAGUUUCAUAGUCCUCCGCAGAGUCACAAAUGAUGGCGGAAUAGGAAGAACACCUUUAGCCAGCAGUUUUGGGCGAUCCAUCUCUAUUUUGCCUCGAGAACCCCACUGUCUUUGGUUCGAGGGUUGAUUCACUCUACCUGAGCUAAAGACAUAACUAAGUGCACCGGCUAGAACAAAUAAAUGCUACGAGCCUACCGGCACUAUAGUAUUGCUAGCAUUCCUAUUAAGCCCAUAUUCGCGAACGAAUAAAAGGAAGAAAAAAAUGUCAUUAUGAAUCAUGAAAAUUGUAACAGAGCCAAUGCUUUCUCGUUCUCUUCACAUUAGAGCGCCUGCCAUGUGCACAGCCUAUUUAAUUGAUACAAUGCAGGAUGUCACUUGGCGACUCACUACCCGGAAGAUGAGACCUUUAAUAAGAGACCGCCCCCUCUAUUGCAGGACCUCCAAUCGGCUCGAACUUCUCUGCGGGCGAGGUCCCGCCUUCUAUUGUUCGGUGUUGCAGUCGGCUGUCAAUCAACACGUAACAUCCUUUCCGAUUGGCCAGUGGCUCGGGGCGGGCGGGGCGCAGGCUGUCAGUCAGCGGUUGCCAGAGGAUACAAAAACAUCCCACGACAUCAAGAUGCAUGGAAAAGUCAAGCAUUUGCAGUUGAAAUUAAAAUUAGAAGGAAGAAAAAGGAGCGUAAUACUGAGGAAAUCUAGUCCCUGGAUGUUUAUACCCAUUUUAGCUAGUAUUGGUGGAGCAGUUGGACUCUGGAUUGUGUAUAUGAUUGCAGUUCAGCAUAAAAUAAUUUGUAGGCUUACCUUACAAGAUGGGACUGAUCAAUGUGAAUUACGCCCUCCUUUUAUAAGUGUUGCGGCUGACUAUCCACCAGCAAGCUCUGUUUUCGCUCAAAUUGGGAAUAUGGAAGCAAGCCUAGUGGUUACCAUUGGUAUACUUCGUUAUUCACAACUGAAGUCGAAAAUGAAGAAACCGUGGUUGAAUAUCUUUGGGGUGCUAGCACUAAGUGCAGCUGCUGUUGGAAUUACUUUAGUGGCCAAUUUCCAGCACUCUAAUAAUGAACGGGUACACAACACAGGCACAGUUUUGAUCUUUGGUUUUGGAACUGUAGUCUGCUGGAUCCAGGUUGUUUUAACAUUUCAGGCAAAUCUAAAGCAUGAAGGAAUUAAAGUUGGAAUAUUGCGUGUUAUGAUUGCAACGGCUAUCUCCAUAACUGUCAUCCUGUAUUUUUUUCUGGUUGCACAACUCAAAAUGUUCCAUGGAGCAAGAACCCAGUGGAUGUUAAUCAUGCUUUACUACCUCUACAUAGCAACAUUUGCGAUUGAAUUUCGAUAUUCAGAAUUUAAAAUUCAAUGUGCUGAUGAACAAAGUGUUUCAAAAGUCUCCACUGUCAUUGCUGAAUUCCGCUCAGAUCAUUUUAGAGACAGUUAUUAAUGAGGCUGUCUUUCCAGUAGUCCAGAAUAUUAAUGGAUACAUUCCUAACAUUUAAUUUGACAUUAAAUUUAAUGUUUUCAAGCUUUGAUUGAAGAGUAUAUUUGUGAGAUUAUUUCUUUUAACAUCUAAACUCUUCCCUCAUAAAGAUUAUCCUUUGGUAUCUUUAUCACUGAUAAUCUUUUUCAGCUCUGUCCACCAAUCUCUUGAAGAUAAUUCGAGAAAAGCAACAAAAAGCUCACCAAGCCAGCAGAUGCUCAGAUCCUGUGAAAGUACUUCUAAACAAAACUUUCAAAAAAAUGGAACCGCAAUGGGUUGGGAUAAAGUGAUGGCUGGGAGCUGGAAUCUAAAGACAUGAAGAGAGGUGGAGGGGGCUAAUAUCAGCAGAUGCGUGGCAUUAUGUAAGGUAUUUGGUGAACAGGACUGUGCACACUAUUAUUGUACUGGAGAGAUAUACAACUUUGUAUGAUGAACGUGCUACUAUUCCUGGCCUCUAUAUAUCUUAGAACCCACUUGCUAUUGGAGCAAGGGCCAAGCUUGACUGAAAAGACUUGCAUUUUAUAGCUUACAAGUUUCAGCCAGAGAGAUUAGGAGAAA
Molecule: messenger RNA, 2170 nt
Organism: Chiloscyllium plagiosum (whitespotted bambooshark)
Lineage: Eukaryota; Metazoa; Chordata; Chondrichthyes; Orectolobiformes; Hemiscylliidae
Source: RefSeq, a predicted model, not a curated record